This is a messenger RNA of Mauremys mutica (yellowpond turtle), 2815 nucleotides long. Its product is annotated as myotubularin-related protein 8. The coding region runs from base 95 to 2170 and encodes 691 amino acids. Gene Ontology annotation, molecular function: protein binding; phosphatidylinositol-3,5-bisphosphate phosphatase activity. The transcript has 13 exons. Gene Ontology annotation, biological process: negative regulation of autophagy; protein ubiquitination; dephosphorylation. Gene Ontology annotation, cellular component: ubiquitin ligase complex; nuclear envelope. The record is from RefSeq and is a predicted model, not a curated record. NCBI's taxonomy places the organism in Eukaryota, Metazoa, Chordata, Testudines, Geoemydidae.
GGACGGGCCUGUGCAGAUGGCGGAGGAGGAGGCCGCGUUGUGACCCAUGGUGGCUCCCGAGUGAGGAGCGGAGCGGGCAGGUCGGGCCGGGGCCAUGGAGCACAUCACCACCCCGAAGGUAGAAAAUGUCAAAUUACUAGAUCGUUAUACCAAUAGGAAGCCAGCAAAUGGGACGUUAUACCUGACAGCUACCCAUCUGAUCUACGUGGAUGCUUCAGCUGAAGUCCGAAAAGAAACCUGGAUUCUACAUCAUCAUAUAGCUACUGUGGAGAAGUUGCCUCUGACCACAUCUGGAUGCCCGUUGCUUAUUCACUGCAAGAACUUCCGUGUGGCACACUUUGUCAUUGGACAUGAACGGGAUUGCCAUGAAGUGUAUACAUCCUUGCUUAAACUUUCACAGCCAGUGAAACCUGAAGAACUUUAUGCAUUUUCUUAUAACCCCAAAAUGCCUAAAGAUAACCGUGAGAUAGGAUGGAAGCUGAUUGAUUUAAAAGUAGAUUAUCAGCGUAUGGGAAUUCCAAAUGACUUCUGGGAAAUAACGGAUGCUAAUAAAGACUAUGAGGUCUGCAACACGUACCCUCCAGAAAUAGUGGUGCCAAAGGCUGCUAGUAAAGCAACUGUGCUUGGAAGUGCAAAGUUCAGAAGCAGAGGGCGCAUCCCAGUGCUUUCCUACCUUUACAAAGAAAACAAUGCUGCCAUAUGUCGCUGUAGCCAGCCUCUCUCUGGGUUCAGUGCUCGCUGUCUGGAGGAUGAACAGAUGCUGCAGGCAAUUAGACAAGCCAACCCGGGGAGUCCCUUCAUGUAUGUUGUAGACACAAGGCCAAAGUUAAAUGCCAUGGCAAACAGAGCUGCUGGUAAGGGUUAUGAGAAUGAAGAUAACUAUGACAACAUUCACUUUAAAUUCAUCGGCAUAGAGAACAUCCACGUGAUGCGGAGCAGCUUGCAGAAACUCUUGGAAGUGUGUGAAACAAAAUCUCCCUCAAUGAGUGACUUCCUUACUGGCCUGGAGAACUCAGGCUGGUUACGGCACAUUAAAGCUAUAAUGGAUGCUGGGGUCUUUCUUGCUAAGGCAGUGAAAGAAGAAAAAGCCAGUGUCUUAGUCCACUGCUCAGAUGGGUGGGAUCGUACAGCUCAAGUCUGUUCACUGGCUAGCCUCCUCUUAGACCCAUUUUAUAGAACAUUUAAAGGACUCAUGGUCUGGCACUUUUUGCUGUUACUCUUCAGAGUAGAACUAGACAAACCAAAAAUGAAUCUAAUGGAUAUAACCAAAAUCUUCUCCAUGCUCCAGCCCAGAGAAAAUGAAGAUGAUGGUGGAGAAAGACAAGAGCUGAACCAAGCAGCGUCCCAGGAUGAUUAUGAAACUCUUGAUGAACUGUUGUGCCAAGACAGAUACAAAACAUUUAUUAACAGCAGAAGUGGUUGGGGGGUACCAGGGACCCCACUUCGCCUGGCAGCUUCAAAGGGCCAUCUGAGAAGUUUAGAAGUUCUCUUGGCCCAUGGAGCAGAAGUAGACAGCCUAGAUGUGAAAGCGCAAACUCCACUAUUCACUGCUGUUAGUAAUGGCCACCUAGAUUGUGUUAAAGCACUAUUGGAGGCAGGGGCCAGUCCUUCUGGCAGCAUCUACAAUAACUCUUCUCCAUUGCUCACGGCCUCUAGAGAUGGAGAUGUCAGCAUUCUGCAAGAACUCUUGGACUAUGGGGCAGAAGUCAAUGUUAAAGCUAGAGUCCCAGAGUGGGCUGCCAACUCUGCAGCUUGUUCUGGCCCUUUAUAUCUCUCAGCGGUCUAUGGACAUCUGGAGUGUUUUAAAAUGCUGCUGCUUUAUGGAGCAGAUCCCAAUUACAACUGCACUGAUCAGAAAAUAAUUGCACGAAUCAAGCAGCCCAAGACUGUGCUUGAAAUCUGCCUGAGACAUGGUUGUGGGAGUGAAUUCACAAAACUGCUCCUUGAUUUUGGAGCCAAUGUGUACUUACCAAGCAUCGCAGGAGAUAAGAUCUCGCCGACUAGUGAGGCAUUGGCGCUGCUGAUCAGGGAAAGAGCUCAUCCAAAAUCCUUGAUGUCUCAGUCGAGGUUGGCUGUCAGGAAGCUUCUGAAACUGACCAACAGCGCAUGUGCCAUAGAUCAGCUGGGGAUCCCACCUGUGCUAGUGAACUACCUCAAACAUCAAUCUUAAGGGAAGAUCAGAGCAACUGUUUUGAAGACAAAGUUCUAUGUAAUGAGUUGACCACCUCGAUAAAGAGCCAUUGUGGAGUAGCAAUUAUGCAGUACAUGGUAGCCAUAAUUCAGUCAUUAUUACUUGCCGUGUGUGUGUUUACUUAAAUUACAUCUCCAAAAGGCAGCUUUGCUUUAUUGGAACAAACCAGACAAACUGGUAAAAGGUGAUAGCAGUAGAUGAAGAUGGAAAAGAACUUGCCUCUAGCAGUGCAUUGAAUGGACUGGAGAAUGUUAGAAAAAAUCUGGUUUAAGUAUUUUAUAUCAUUUUGGUGUUAUACCCUCAUAACUUAGUCCUCUUACACCUUAUUUGUUACAAUCAAAUUCAAAAAAUGUCUGUCUGGCUAUGCCAGAACCUGAAAGGCAAGGCUGGCUUUCUCUCCUCCUUUUAUGGGGGAGAGGACAGGAGGUACAAUAGGGUAAAGAGUGUUGGUCUUUGCUCUGUGUUAUCCGUCUUGCUUUUUUAAAAACACCUCUUUCCUAGAAAGCUAUAAAAGUGCACCUCAGCCCUUUUGAGCUGGGGCUAAAAGCUACAGCUAGACUUGUGAUUUACAUCAGAAUUGUGUGUGGGUGAAUUCAGAGCUGGUGAAGUUUGUCAGAGCACUCU